This is a messenger RNA of Daphnia pulex (common water flea), 1165 nucleotides long. Its product is annotated as histone-lysine N-methyltransferase PRDM9-like. Gene Ontology annotation, biological process: regulation of transcription by RNA polymerase II. The transcript has 3 exons. The record is from RefSeq and is a predicted model, not a curated record. Bases 85 to 930 code for a protein of 281 amino acids. NCBI's taxonomy places the organism in Eukaryota, Metazoa, Arthropoda, Branchiopoda, Diplostraca, Daphniidae. Gene Ontology annotation, molecular function: RNA polymerase II cis-regulatory region sequence-specific DNA binding; DNA-binding transcription factor activity, RNA polymerase II-specific. Gene Ontology annotation, cellular component: nucleus.
AUGAACAGCAGAAGGUUUUUUAGGUGAAAAGGAAGGAAAAAGAGUAGGAACGAUUGAACGAUCGGGACUUUGUUGUGACAUUUCAUGUUAUUGGAAAUGGAGGACUUCGGGGAGAUUCCGGUUGAAGUUCAAUUGAAUAUUGAUUCACCUCAAAUGACUGAUGAACCCGAAAAUACGGGAGCUCCAAGUGACAUCAAACCAUCCCUUCAAGCCGCCACCAGAAAAACGAGAAGAAGCAGGAGGAGUAAAUUAGCAUCGCAGAAGUCAGAGUAUGUUAAGAUGGAAUGCAAUCUGUGUUCGUUUGAGACUAACGAAGGUCGCAAUGCCUUACAAAGUCAUUUCCUUGACGACCAUUCCAAAGAAGACUUGGCUUCUACACUUAUAUCUAUAACCUAUCCAGAUGCACUGGAAGACAGUGCCAAUGAAUCACCUGAUUCUAUAAGGAGUGCCACAAAGAGGAGUGCUUCUCUUCAUGCCUGUCCAGUUUGCCAGAAAAACAUAGCAGGAAAGAACAAUUUAGAAAAACAUUUGAUUCGACACAGUUCUCAAAAGCCAUUUAAAUGUGAUGAAUGUAAGAAAAUGUUCAGUGCUAAGCGUGAUCUUCAGCUCCAUGAAAUGAGACAUCACUCCAAAGAGAGACCACAUGUGUGCCCCACCUGCAAUAAAGGCUUUGUUGAUAAGGCAUAUUUGAAAAAGCAUAUGACCUUUCAUGAUCAAUCUAAAUUCUAUGUGUGUGAAACAUGUGGAAAAUCUUUCAACAAUGUAUUGGGAUUGGCAAAGCACUGCAAGACACACAGUCAAGAAAGGCCUUACAUGUGUGAGAAGUGCUCCAAAUGCUUUCGGGUCAAGUAUGACUUGACUGUCCACAAAAGAAAUGUACACAAGGAGGCUCAAAUCCAACAAAAUGAACCAGAUUCAUCAACAGUAUAAGCUCCAGUGAUGAAAAAUGUCAAGGUCUCCAGUAUCAUAUCCAAAAGAUUGAAAAAACUGUAGCACCUUGUUCUGAUCCGCAUUCUUCAACUCUUGCAUUUUUUUUGCUGCAAAAAGCAAUUGUUCUCGAAUGUUUGUUAUCUGCUUAUGGAUGAAUGAUGGCGAGACGUCCUCCGCCAACAAGAUGUUCUCCAAUCGAUUUACAAUACAUGAUGCUGUUGGAGGAAGAGACAAA